Esox lucius (northern pike) is the source of this 2934-nucleotide messenger RNA. RefSeq names its product zinc finger MYM-type protein 1-like. The record is from RefSeq and is a predicted model, not a curated record. NCBI's taxonomy places the organism in Eukaryota, Metazoa, Chordata, Actinopteri, Esociformes, Esocidae. Bases 227 to 2647 code for a protein of 806 amino acids. Gene Ontology annotation, molecular function: protein dimerization activity. The transcript is spliced from 2 exons.
GACGUCUGCUUCAACAAUAAAAGCACGGCUACGGCUUCAACCUUUAUGAUAGCUUGCGAGUUAUCAUAAAACCCCAAAGGUUAUCAUAUUAUGCACCGUUUGUGUAGUAUGCGUAUUUCAUUUUGUAGUUUAUGUUUAUUUGUACUUGAUCUCCAAGUUAACGUUUAGUUUCUUAGAUUAGCUUGGGGAAUAACAAAUGCUAACAAACUAGCCAACAUCACCUACCAUGAGCUCAUUAAACUGUUCUCAACCAGUUAAAGAGGUCUGCUGGAAGAGUGAAGCUCUCGUGAAAGUGGAAACGAACGAGCAGUCUGUCACCAUUAAAAAAGAAGCACAGGGUGAGGAAAUUACUGUGAAAGAUGAAGUGUGUUCAGUGAAAGAGGAAGACUUCUCAGUGAAAGAGGAAGACGUUUCUGCCAAAGAUGAUGUCUCUGUAAAGCAAGAAAAACAUGUUUCGGUGAAUGAAGUGGGGGGGCUCACUGUGAACGAGGUGGAAGACACUUUAAUGGUGAAAGAGCCACGUUUGUCACCACCGAACAGUGUAGAUUCACUUUUAAAAACACAGUUUGAAAGGCUGACCCUUCGACAGAAGUUAGACAUAAAGCAGAUGGGACCGGAUAAACCAGACAUUUGGAUCCAACAGACAUCAAAGGACAGAGGAAAGAAGUAUACUCGUAACUUUUCGAGUGCCUGGUACGAAAGAAAGUCAUGGUUAUGCGGCUGUCCCAUUCGGAACAGUGUGUUUUGUUUUCCGUGCCUUUUGUUCCGUUCAUCAGUUAGCGGACAGGCUGCCACAUUGUGGACGGAAACAGGCAUGAGUGACCUAAAACACUUUGCCGAGCGAGUGAAGAAACACGACAUGAGUAAAUCUCACUUGGAGUGCUUAUUCAAGCUAACCAUGCUAGGCAAGGCUAAGUUGGCAACACAAUUAGAAGAAGGAUACCAUGCUAACAUACGCAAACACAACCUCGAAGUUGACAAGAACCGGCACAUCUUAUCUAAGGUAUUGGACUGUCUCAAAUUCUGUGGAGCUUUUGAGUUGGCACUCAAGGGACAUGACGAAGCCAAAGACUCAGACCCGGGGGUGUUUAGGGGACUCGUCGAUUUCAUGGGAUCGCUAGACAGUGCAAUGAAAGACCACUUGGAAGCCACUACAGUGUUUAAAGGCACGUCCAAGACGGUACAGAACGAGCUUCUGGAUUGCAUGCUAGCCACCGUGCAAGCGCACAUCGUGCAAGAGUUGCGGAACGCCGCCUUUGUGUCCAUAAUUGUGGAUGAGACGACAGACAUCACGACACACUGUCAGCUGGUCAUUAUUUACCGCUACGUUGAUGCUACAAACACGCUGCAAGAGCGAUUUUUCUCCUUUAUCAAACUUGAAGGAGGUUCUAAUGCGGAGGCUGUCAGCAGGGCUCUCUUGGAAAACCUAGGCUUGAUUUUUCCAGAUCAAGCCGCAGGCAAGGAAAAACUAAUUGCUCAAACAUGUGACUGGACGAGCUUGAUGUGCAGGUCAACUGCUGGCGUCGGGAAAAUAAUUCAGGAUGAAUACCCAAACGCUCACUUUCUACACUGUUAUGCGCAGCAGCUCUGUCUUGUGAUGCAAAAAGCAGCAUCGGCUGUUCAACGGGCACGUGUGUUCUUUUCUGAUUUAAGCGGGUUCUCAACCUUCUUCUGGCAGUCCCAGAAGAGAAUUGAUGUGCUGAACAGAACUGUUACAAGUAGACUCCCCCGUGCCCCGCAGACCCGUUUGAAUUUCCAGAGCCGUCCCGUAAAUGUGGUGUUUGAACACAAGGACCACCUGUUGGAGUGCUUUCAAACCAUUCAAUCGUCCGAGGACUUUGAUAACAUCACAAUCAGAGAGGCAACAGGAUUUGUGAGAAUGUUACAGGACAAAGAGUUCCUGUUUUUCCUUGAAUUGUUCCAUCACAUAAUGCGCCUGGUGGACAUUCUUUCUGCACAGCUGGAUGAUAGACACAUUGAAGCUUCGCAAGCGCAGGAGGCCGUCAAAGACUUCACCAAUGCCGUGUCCCGGGUGCGUGAUUCGGUGCCCUCGCUCUGUGUCAAGUACUCUGACGCUGAAACCAGAAUUGUUGGUGACCGGCAACAACAGGCAUACGAGGUUUGUGACAGAAUUAUUCUAAACACAAACGACCGCUUCACAUUCACCCACCACCUGACUGGAGCCACCUUACUGGAAAGUGAUUGUUUCCCUGACUACGCCAAGGUCUUCCCAACUGAAGCGCUGGCGAAAACGGCAGAAGCCUAUCCCACGCUGAACAAAGCCAGGCUACAGACAGAGCUCUCACUAAUGUACGACAGCCCCGACUUCCGGUGGUCCAAGAGCGCCCUGGCUCUGUUCAAGUUCAUGUUGGAGAACAACUUGCAGGAGGUGUUUUCAGAGACCGUGAAGCUGCUCCGCAUUCUUAUAACAACGCCAAUGACCACGUCAGAGUCCGACCGGUGUUUCUCCACUCUCAGGAGAGUGAGGACGUUUCUGGGGAGCACAGUGUCAAAGGACCGACUGCAUGCUCUCGCAAUGCUGUCCACUGAAAAAAAACUCACUAGAGAAAUACCCGACUUCAACAAAAAAGUCAUAGAGAAGUUUUCCCUCCUCAAAAACCGAAGGGCGAAGUUUGUUUAUAAGUAAGGACAGGGGAUACCAGAUUCCGUUUUUGGGGUAAAAGGAAAUGUGAUUUAUUUGUAUCUAUGUCUGACCCUUUCAUUAAUUUAUAGGUUAUACACAGCAGGGCUCAAUGUUAAAUUUUUUGAAAACUUUGAAACUUACUGGCCCCAAGACAAUAUUUACUGUCUCCCUCCAAAAGUUGUAAUUUAUCAUUGUUACAACAAAACCAAAGACUUAAGUUAUGUAAUUCUGUUAACAUGUUUUAUUGUUUCUUACAUACAUCCUGGAUAUAAAAAACUAAAACAUUUAAU